Molecule: messenger RNA, 1843 nt
Organism: Daucus carota subsp. sativus
Lineage: Eukaryota; Viridiplantae; Streptophyta; Magnoliopsida; Apiales; Apiaceae
Product: NAC domain containing protein 52
Exons: 4
Coding region: 258-1496 (412 amino acids)
Biological process (GO): regulation of DNA-templated transcription
Molecular function (GO): DNA binding
Source: RefSeq, a predicted model, not a curated record
UUUGCCCCACACAAAUAUUAUAUACUGGAAUAAUUUAAAUUAAAUAAAAUCCGAAAUUCCCCAAACUGCUAACAUAGCAUAGCACCGAUUCUCAUCGAUUUCCGUGUCAAGCAAGCUUCCAAAUCCACCCCCACCCAUCUCUUCUCCUCUCCUUUUAAUUCACCCCAUCAUGUUAUUUCUCUGAUUCCGCCCCGACCCACAUCAAGGUUUUCAUUUCUCUCAUCUGGGUCGUUCUUGUUUUCCUCAUUUUUUGAGUUAUGGAUCGAGAUUUUAUGGCGGCGCCGGCCGCUGCCUCGCCGCCGAUUGUGUCUCCGGCGCCGGUGAACAAGUCUCUGGCACCUGGGUUCAGGUUCCAUCCCACAGAUGAAGAGCUUGUGAGGUAUUAUUUAAGGAGGAAGGCUUGUGGCAAGCCUUUCAGGUUCCAAGCUGUUACUGAAAUUGAUGUUUAUAAAUCUGAGCCUUGGGAGCUUGCAGGGCAUUCUUCGCUGAAUACCAGAGAUAUGGAGUGGUACUUUUUCAGCCCUGUUGACAGGAAGUAUGGUAACGGGUCUCGACUUAAUCGUGCCACUGGCAAGGGGUACUGGAAGGCAACUGGGAAGGAUAGGUGUGUACGUCACAAGGGGGAGACUAUUGGGAUGAAGAAAACAUUAGUCUUUCACAGUGGGCGAGCUCCGGAUGGCCAGCGAACCAACUGGGUAAUGCAUGAGUAUAGACUUGUCGACAUUGAACUACAGCAAGCGGGCGUAGCACAGAAUACUGUGAUCCUUGUUUGGGAGGAAAAGGAUGCAUUUGUGCUGUGCAGAAUUUUUCAAAAGAGUGGCUUAGGACCACCAAAUGGGGAUCGGUAUGCUCCAUUCAUCGAGGAGGAAUGGGAGGACGAUGCAGCACUUUUUGUUCCUGGAGGAGAGGCUGAGGAGGACGUGGCUAAUGCUUCUGAAGGGAGGACUGGGGUAAAUGAUAUCGAGCAGAUACCGGAUGAAGAUAAGGCUCCUCUCCCAAGUGAAUCUUUAAUCGAUCACCAGACUAUACCAUUUGUGUGCAAGAGGGAACGCACAGAGGAUCAGCCGAUGAAUGAUGAAGCAGAUCCAGAACCACUCAGUAUGUUGUUUGAACCUAAAAGGGCAAAGCAGAGUGACCCUAACUCCAGCCAUCAAAAUGGCUCUGAAGAUUCUACUACUAGCCAGGAGCCAACAACCGCACCAAUGAGUUUAGCCCUCAUGGUGUUCCCCUUGUUAGAAAAUGUUGGAACCGAGACAAGUACCCAACAGGUCAACCCGCCUACAUUUGAUGCUGAUAACCUUGAAAAAUCUGUGCCUCCUGGUUAUUUAAAAUUUAUCAGUAAUCUGGAGAAUGAGAUCCUCAGUGUUUCUAUGGAAAGGGAGACAUUGAAGAUUGAAGUGAUGAGGGCCCAAGCCAUGAUAAACAUCCUUCAAUCCCAUAUUGAAGUUCUGACCAAAGAUAACGAGGAUCUCAAAAGGGCAGCCCAGAGUAAGUAGCCAUGUUCCCCCGUGGUUAAUGUACUGAUAAGUGACGACUUAUGCCAAUAUUUAAGUCUUUCUCUAUCUUGCAUCAACCUCUUCACCGUUAACUUCUGCGACGGGGUUUACCCCAAGGUAUGUAGCUAUGCUAAAACCUUGUAAUCUUAGCUUUCUAGUUCUAGGCUCUCGAGCCCUUUUCAUGAAGGUAUUAUCGAUAUUACUGAUGAAGGAAAUUGAGGAUCGGAAAUCGAGCUCUGCUUAUGUACUCUGUAGCUGUAACCUGUAGUUUUUGUUCAAUGUAAUUCCGAACUAUGCCUAGAAUGUUCUGUGACCUUGACUUUCAAUAAAUUUCUGUUUCUGAGACC